CAUACACAGCAAGCCCAAACAAAAGACACCUUGUGGUGGAGAUCUAUUUUCUCCACGCUCCACUUGCACUCCCAGCAAAGAAAAUAAAAAAACAAGAAACCGAACGAACCCAUUAAGUUAUCUAUCGAGCAUAGCUAGCACUUGUUCUCCUUCCCUUCCCUUCCCUUCCCGGCCCGUUUCGCCGGAAAACCCAUUUCCCGGUCCCAUAAGUUUAGUUGUUUACUAUUUGCAUACAAACAUAAUACUACUACAACCUACACAAAUAGAGUUGCACCACAUAGUGCAACGUUGAAUUAUUACCUCCGGGGGGAUUUUUUUUUUGGUGUGUAAUUUGUCAGCUGUUUCUUUUUGGGAUGCUGGCUUUGUCACCGUUGAGGUGUUGCAGCGCUAAAGAUGAAAAGGAGGGAGAAGCACUACUGGAGAGCUUUAUGAUGGGAGGAAAUGAAUUCCAGAGUUUUUGUAGUGGUAGUAAUUUGCUAGAGAGUAUCGACUUCGAUGACCUCUUCGUGGGAAUCGACGAUGGCGAUGUGUUGCCUGAUUUGGAAAUGGACUCGGAAAUGUUUUCCGAGUUCUCGAUUUCCAGUGGCGGCGAGGAACUGGAGGCUCAGGAGAAAAUAGACGGUUCUAAAAAGGAGGAGGAAGAUAGAGUCUCCGGUUCGGAAAUCGGGUGCAAGAGGGAGGAAUCUGUCCGCGUAAAUUCGUCGAAGAAGGCGGGCGAUAAAGGGAGGAAAUCAUCGGGGCAAUCCAAGAGCUCUCACGGGAAAAGAAAAGUGAAGGUGGACUGGACGCCAGAGCUGCACAAGAGAUUUGUGCAAGCAGUGGAGCAACUGGGAGUGGAUAAGGCAGUUCCUUCAAAGAUUUUAGAGAUUAUGGGAAUUCAUUGUCUCACUCGCCAUAACAUUGCUAGCCAUCUCCAAAAAUACCGAUCGCAUCGGAAACAUUUGCUAGCUAGAGAAGCCGAGGCGGCAAGCUGGAGCCAUAGACGGCAAAUGUACGGUGGCGCGGGUGGAGGUGGAACCAAGAUUAAUGCGAGCCCAUGGCUUGCACCAACAAUGGGCUUCCCUCAAAAUCCAAUGACACCCUUACAACAUGUAAGACCUUUACAUGUUUGGGGGCAUCCCCCGGCUGAUCAGCCCUUAAUGCGUAUGCAGCCGCCAACGCAGCCACCACCGACGGCUGCAUGGGCAUCAACCCUGCAUCCUCCUCCAGCACGACCACUGCCGGACCAUUCAUUUUGGCAUUCACACCGCAAAAGAGUAAUUCCAAUUCCUCUUACCCCAGGAACACCUUACUUUCCACCACCACUGGCAACACCGAGAUUUCCGGCAGUAGCAGUGGUCCCUGGGAUUCCACCACCCCAUGCCAUGUUGUACACAGCAGUAGACCCGGGCCGGGCUGGCCCCAUUGGUGUCCCCGCUAGACAAUCCGGUCCCCACCCUCCAUUCCUCGAAUUUCAUCCGUCGAAGGAGAGCAUUGAUUCAGCUAUUGGAGAUGUUUUAUCACAGCCAUGGCAGCCACUCCCUCUUGGUCUAAAACCACCUUCUCUCGACAGUGUCAUGGUGGAACUUCAACGUCAAGGAAUUCCCAAAAUACCCCUCCAUUUGUGAAGCUUGAUUUCCAAAACAGAAAGUCUAUCCCCAGCGCUCGAAUAUGGUUCACCACUUUUUUCACCGCUCUCAAUCUCACUUUAGGAUGGUCCGUCCGGAUUUUAAAAGAACCCUUUCCUGGAAGAGUUAUGUUAAAAUUUGGACUAUUAAUUGCCGAGAUGGUCGGUGUGAUUAAACGCUGCGGUGGGGAGAGCGGUGAAACAGAACAAUGGGGCUAAAUCAUAGAAAUUAAAUUUGACGACAUUUCCUACAUUAAUUAGAUGUACCCAUCCAAUCUAAAUCUCCAGCAUUUCACCAACCUCCUUUCGUUAUCCGAGUACGUCUCGUUUCUCUUUCCCUCGUGUAAGAACUUCAUGUAUGAGGCCAUGUAAUCUUGUAAUAGUUGUUAUCAGUGUGAGGCAAACAAAAAAAAAAGGUGAUAUUACGAGACUAUAUUAUCAACAGGCCUCUUGGAUCGGCAUUCUCGAAUAAUAGACCAAUGGAAGCAAUUUUUAU
Rhododendron vialii is the source of this 2102-nucleotide messenger RNA. RefSeq names its product probable transcription factor GLK1. NCBI's taxonomy places the organism in Eukaryota, Viridiplantae, Streptophyta, Magnoliopsida, Ericales, Ericaceae. Gene Ontology annotation, biological process: positive regulation of DNA-templated transcription. The coding region runs from base 354 to 1607 and encodes 417 amino acids. The transcript has 6 exons. The record is from RefSeq and is a predicted model, not a curated record. Gene Ontology annotation, cellular component: nucleus. Gene Ontology annotation, molecular function: DNA-binding transcription factor activity; transcription cis-regulatory region binding.